Centrocercus urophasianus (Greater sage-grouse) is the source of this 2996-nucleotide messenger RNA. RefSeq names its product HNF1 homeobox A (gene HNF1A). Gene Ontology annotation, molecular function: RNA polymerase II cis-regulatory region sequence-specific DNA binding; DNA-binding transcription factor activity, RNA polymerase II-specific. Gene Ontology annotation, cellular component: nucleus. The transcript is spliced from 10 exons. The coding region runs from base 277 to 2181 and encodes 634 amino acids. Lineage: Eukaryota; Metazoa; Chordata; Aves; Galliformes; Phasianidae. Gene Ontology annotation, biological process: insulin secretion; liver development; regulation of transcription by RNA polymerase II. The record is from RefSeq and is a predicted model, not a curated record.
UAACUUGCUAAGCACACAGAUAAAUAUGAACCUUGGAGAAUUUACCAAUGUAAACAGAUAGCCAAGGGUCCCUUUAUCAGCACUGGCUCAGGACAGUCGUGGGGGGUCCAAAGUGGCUCAAUUUUGUAUUUUGUUUUUUUUGGGGGGGCGUAAAGGCGGGAGGCUGCGCUGUGCCCGCUGCUGACAGUCGGGCGUGUUACCUCAGGAACAUGGUGUAGGGAAGCUGGAAGCAGGAUAACGUGGAACUCAAACCCAAAGAACUGCAGCCUGAAGACCAUGGUCUCGAAGCUGAGCCAUCUUCAAGUGGAGCUGCUGGGAGCGCUGCUGGAGUCGGGGCUAACCAAGGAGACCCUGAUCAAGGCACUGAGCGAAGUGGAACCCUACAUGCUCCAGAGUGAAAGUCAGCAUGCUAUCAAUGCCCUGCAGACAGAGAAAGGGGAGUCCUGCCCCGAAAUCCCCAAUCUCCCCAAUGGAAUGGGGGAAACCAGGUUGUCGGAAGAUGAAACCUCUGAUGACGGGGAGGAAUUUACCCCUCCGAUAAUGAAGGAGCUGGAAAACUUGAGCCCUGAGGAGGCUGCUCACCAGAAGGCUGUGGUGGAAAGACUAUUACAAGAGGAUCCCUGGCGGGUAGCAAAGAUGGUGAAAUCCUACCUCCAACAGCACAACAUCCCUCAGCGCGAGGUGGUGGACACGACUGGUCUGAACCAAUCCCACCUCUCACAACACCUCAACAAGGGCACUCCCAUGAAGACCCAAAAAAGGGCAGCCCUUUACACCUGGUACGUCCGCAAGCAGCGAGAGGUGGCCCAGCAAUUCACACAUGCUGGUCAGGGGAUCUUGACAGAGGAGCCCAUGGGAGAUGAUCUGCCCACCAAGAAGGGACGAAGAAAUCGCUUUAAAUGGGGUCCUGCCUCACAACAGAUUCUGUUCCAAGCCUACGAGAGACAGAAGAACCCCAGCAAAGAAGAGAGAGAGGCACUGGUGGAAGAGUGCAACAGAGCAGAAUGUAUUCAGAGAGGCGUUUCCCCAUCUCAGGCCCAGGGUCUGGGCUCAAACCUGGUGACCGAGGUGCGAGUUUACAACUGGUUUGCCAACCGCAGGAAGGAGGAGGCCUUCCGGCACAAGCUGGCCAUGGACAACUUCAGCGGGCCGCAGCCCACCUCUGCUCCCCCUCUCACUCCUCACAACUCCUCCUCCCUUCAGCCGCCUCCUGCUCUCUCACCCACCAAAGUUCACGGAGUGAGGUACAACCAGCAGCCAGCCAGCGAGGCAGAGUCCUCCAGCAGCAACCACCACGGGAACAGCUCCAUGGUGACCACCCAAACCAUCCUGCAUCAGGUUUCUCCCCCUGGGCUGGAGCCCAGCCAGAACCUGCUGAGCACAGACACCAAGCUGAUCUCAGCUCCCGGAGGAACUCUGCCCCCCGUCAGCACCCUGACUGCCCUGCACAGCCUAGAGCAAAACCCCCAUGCGCUGGGCCAGCAAACUCAGAACCUCAUCAUGGCCUCACUGCCCGGCGUGAUGGCAAUCGGAGCUGGUGAGACCUCAUCCCUGGCGCCUGCAUUCACCAACACCGGCGGCUCCACCCUGGUAAUAGGCCUGACUUCAACCCAGCCCCAGAGUGUACCUGUGAUAAACAGCAUGGGGAGCAGCCUCACCACCCUGCAGCCAGUCCAGUUCUCCCAGCAGCUGCACCCGUCCUACCAGCAGCCCCUCAUGCAGCAGGUCCAGAGCCACAUCAACCAGAGCCCCUUCAUGGCUACCAUGGCCCAGAUACAGAACCCCCAUGCUCUCUACGGCCCCAAGUCUGAAGUGGCCCAGUACACACAUACAGGCCUCCUCCCACAAACCAUGGUGAUAACAGACACAGCCAAUCUCAGCGCGCUGACUAACCUGACACCAACUAAACAGGCAUUCACAUCUGACUCAGAAACCCACACAGACUCUGGGAUCCAUACACCAGUAUCACAGGCACCAGCGAUACACCUACAGAACCAAGACACAACCAUCCAGCACCUUCAGUCUGGUCCUCGCCUCACCUCAAGCCCUGCUGUGUCCUCCAGCAGCCUGGUGCUGUACCAGAGCUCUGACUCCACCAACAGCCACAGUCAGCUGCUGCCAUCCACCCAUAACGUCAUUGAGACCUUCAUCUCCACGCAGAUGGCAUCCUCCACUCAGUAACACCAAGACAACCACCCAAAGGGAGCUGCCAGGACAAGGCAUAAGGCACAACUCCAACUGUGUUUGCCGUCACCGUCACCACUGCCUUCCACUGGAAGGAAUGGUUGCUGCAGUCAGCCAACCUCCAGCCCCUACUGCCUCAUAAAUCCCUCAUUCAGCUGCCUCCAGAAGAGAUGGCUCAGGCUCAGAGCAGGAGCUAUGGAACAGUGGUGCCGGCACUGAUAGGAUCUACAGACCCCCAAAACCAAACCCAACCCCACGAGCCAGCCUAGAAUGACCAGACAUCCUAGUGGAUGCUGAAGGAGUGCUAUAAAGUCAGAGAUCUGACUGGAAUACAGCAAAAAAAUGCCAAGAUGUAUGUGGAACUUUGGUUCUGCUCACCUUCACUAGGUUGGACCUGUACAAACCUGCCUACACCAAAGUAAGCCAUGCAGAAAAGAGAAAAAUUGAGCUGUCAAAAAAGGGACACCAUCUUUAAAGCACUCGCCUCCUCCUUUGAUGUAAGGAAACCUGAAUUGGAAUUAUGAGAGAUAAUAUCAACUUGGAGGCAAGAGUGAGAACCUGGCUUCUGACUUUGCAAUGAAAGUCACCAAGAAACUGGAUCAGGAAUGGCUCAGCAAAAACCUGUCAGUACAAGAUCAUGGACUACAAGCUGUAAACCCCUUAAUUAACUACAAAAUCCCAAACAUUCUCAGUUCAAAAUGACCUACUCUAAAAUCAUGCUAUCCUAGUGGAAAUGGCUUGGUUACUUUUUUUUUUAAUAUAUAUAGCUCUGCUUUGUUUUAAAUGCAGAAAUUAAAGUUUAACAGCAGCAA